This is a messenger RNA of Procambarus clarkii (red swamp crayfish), 6633 nucleotides long. NCBI's taxonomy places the organism in Eukaryota, Metazoa, Arthropoda, Malacostraca, Decapoda, Cambaridae. The record is from RefSeq and is a predicted model, not a curated record.
UCUCCACACCUGUGCUUACCUCGGCCUUUCUCUAAACAUCUGCUUGGCUGCCACAUACUCCUGGGCACUUGCCCUGCGUCACCUAGUGUUCAGGCGGUGUUCACGGUGAGCGCCGUGCCCAACAGGUGCUUCGCGGUGAGCGUCGUGCCCAACAGGUGCUUCGCGGUGAGCGUCGUGCCCAACAGGUGCUUCGCGGUGAGCGUCGUGCCCAACAGGUGCUUCGCGUUGAGCGCCGUGCCCAACAGGUGCUUCGCGUUGAGCGCCGUGCCCAACAGGUGCUCCGCGGUGAGCGCUGUGCCCAACAGGUGCUCCGCGGUGAGCGCCGUGCCCAACAGGUGCUUAGCGGUGAGCGCCGUGCUCAACAGGUCUUCCGCGGGUCUCCAGAAGACCAAUGAACGUGACCAAAGCUCUCAAUAGACACACAAUACCGUCGGGGUGACCAUGACGGAGCAGGACGUGGGCGGCGUGGGCGGUCAUGAGGUGAUGGCGUCGUGGGAGACGCGGGCGGAGGAGCUCUUCACACUGUGUGACCGGGAACGUAAGGGCAUCGUCACCAAGAGAGACCUGAAACACCUGUGGGGAGAAGUGUCCCUGGAGCCCGAGGAGCUGGAGCGAGCGUUCCAGGUCCUCGACCACCACCACAACGGCUACCUCACCCUCCAAGAGUUUACUCUUGGCUUUGGCUGUCAUUUGGGUCUAGUGGAGGGGUUCCGGGCGGAGUUGACAUCGAAAGUCUGCUCAGAGGUGGAGCAGGAGGCCGAGGGUGGCGCCGAGGACCAGGGUGACGCCUUCGCCACCAGCCAGCUGGAUACCUUACUCAAGAGUCUGGCCGAUCACGACCUGGACUCCUAUUCAGCAGGUGUGGAGGCAGCGUGGCGGGAGGUGUGUGGUGGAGGCGUCCAGGACGCGAAGAUGGAACAGUUUGUAGCGGCGUUGCUACAGGAAUUAUUGAGGGUUAAGGCUGACCACGCCCUCCUUGAAGCAGCCCUGGCUACUAAGACUGACCAGUACAAUCAGCAGGUAGCGCAGCUGUAUGAAGAACUGGAGAGCCAACUGAGCGGGGAGCAGACAAGAGCAGCAGACAUGCAGAGUCACAAGGCUGCCCAGGCCCUGGUGCUACUUCAGGAGGAGGUGGCGGAGCGUGAAAAAGUGUUGCGAACCAUGGAGGAGGAACUGCGCGCCGUGCACCAGCAGCUGGAGCAGAUGGCUGCUACGGAGGCAGUUGUCAGACUGGACAACUCGCACCUCUCUCAGCAUGUGGACCGACUUGAGGAGGAGCUGGCGAGGAAGGUUGCCGAGGGGCUGGAACUAACCACCGCUCUCGAGGCGUUCAAGACAGACACCAAGAAUGAGAAGAUCCGCCGGGCACAGCAGGCUUUCAAGGUGAGCGAAGCAGUUGUCAGGGAGAGGGAGAGUCUGGUGACCCAACUUGGCCUCUUGCGCACCAUCAACACACAGCUGAGAGAUGAACACGAUCAAGCCACUCAUCGGCACCUCAGACUGAGUUAUGGGAGUGCUGGUUCCACCGAUUGCGAGCACGAUGAAGAAUAUUUUAAGCUGAAUUUGGGUGUUCAGCCUGGCCAAAAGUCAGAGAUGUCCCAGCUGACUACUGCCGUGGAAACAAAUCUUCUGCAAGAACUCUUACAGUACCCUCCCCUUUGUACUGUGUGUGGAGGAAAGCUUCCUAAUAAUGUGGGAGACACUCCAGAUUUGAAAGACUUCCGAUCACCAAUUAUUGUGAAGCAAGACUCCACAACACAGACAUCACUUACUGGACUGACUUCUUCCUCAGUGGCUACACACACUUUCGAUAAGGCAGCAUGGCAAGACUCGUCUGCUAAAAUACUAGAGCAAGAUGCCUCACCAACACACAAACUCCUCAUACAACAAUUAUGUGGAGAGGAUUGUGGAAACUUACCAUCUCAUGAAGUUCAUGAAAAUUACUUUAGCACAUCCACUGACAAUUUUCCCAGGCACUGUUUGUGCAACAGGUUUGGUAACCAGUUUCCCAUCGUGCCAAAAUAUUCGACGACUAUCAUCGUUUACCAACUCGGCCACCAUGACACCACACAAGUACUCCCUCUAUAUCACACUCAAUACACCCAUCACACCUUCCCUAUUCACCACACAUACCACACUUUCAACCCACAAAGUUGGGACACGCAAGAAAAGGCUACGACACAAACAGAAUCUGCACCGAAAAUGGCUACUGUAUCCAAUAACAUUCAAGGCAGCCAGCCAAGACAAUGCCAAAUCCCCCAGGUUCAGGGCAGUGAUGUAUAUGGUAGUGCCACUAUUAAUCCUAUGGAUCAGUGUGUGCAGACAGAUGGUGGUGACCAUAGGGACCAGUGCGUGCAAACAGGUGGGACCAGUGGGGACCAUAGGGACCAGUGUGUGCAGACAGGUGGUGGUGACCAUAGGGACCAGUGCAUGCAGACAGGUGGUGGUGACCAUAGGGACCAGUGUGUGCAGACAGGUGGUGGUGACCAUAGGGACCAGUGUGUGCAGACAGGUGGUGACCAUAGGGACCAGUGCGUGCAGACAGGUGGUGACGACCAUAGGGACCAGUGCAUGCAGACAGGUGGUGACGACCAUAGGGACCAGUGCGUGCAGACAGGUGGUGGUGGCCAUAGGGAUCAGUGUGUGCAGACAGGUGGUGGUGACCAUAGGGACCAGUGCGUGCAGACAGGUGGUGGUGGCCAUAGGGAUCAGUGUGUGCAGACAGGUGGUGGUGACCAUAGGGACCAGUGCGUGCAGACAGGUGGUGGUGACCAUAGGGGUCAGUGUGUGCAGAUAGGUGGUGGUGACCAUAGGGACCAGUGCAUGCAGGAAGAUAUAUUCUGUGGACCUGUGAACAAUCCUACACAAAAGGAUGAACCUGAGGGUGAUCGGAAUGAAUCAUCCAUAGAUGAAGGAAUAUGCAAGAUGGGUCCCGAUGGACCACCACAGAAGAAAUUGCAUGAAAUUUUAGACACUGUUGAAGGGAGAACAAUUAAAAGUAACUUCCAAAAUGAUCCCACGAUAAUGGUAACUUCGCUGCCUCGCCAUUACCCUUGUGGAGACUCCGAAUCAAAGGUGAAUGAUGAAAGUGCAGAGGUAAAGAAUAAGGAAGGUGACCAGCCACUUGCAUCUACCACCUGUCUGGGAGGAAAACCUCUACUCUAUUGUCCCUCUAGAAUGUUCAAAGUGGUCUUCAUCGGAGACAGUGGAGUAGGAAAGACCUCCUUCAUUCACAGAGCAUCCAUGGGAGUGUUUCGAGGUGACUUUGGUGCUACAGUCGGGGUGGAUUACCAGACACUGGAGGUGCAAGUAGGUGGUGUACUGGCAGUGCUGCAACUGUGGGACACUGCUGGCCAAGAACGCUUUCGCUCUAUCACCAGGCAAUACUACAGGAAAGUUGAUGGUGUGGUAGUGAUGUAUGACCUCACCAGUGAGCAGUCAUUCUUAAAUGUGGUGGAUUGGAUAACAUCAGUCAAGGAGAUGGCUGGAGAGGUGGUGACUGUCAUGCUUGGAAAUAAAGGUGAUCUGCAGGAAAGUCGGUGCAUUAGUCAAGACAUGGCAGACAACUUGGCUAAGGCUAACUGCUGUUUCGCAUGUGAGUGUAGUGCUGCAACAGGAAGUGGGGUACAGGAUGUCAUGACACGUAUAGCAACUCUGCUUACCACUAAACAGGUGCACAAGACUCCAACAACAACUACUGUAGCACUACAAGAGCCAUUCAGAAAAGGGAUAUGCUGCAAGUAAAUUGUUUGAAACCAGUUAGAUUCUUGUAGUUGUAUUCUUGAAGCUUUCUUAAGCACCACAUGGUGAUCAUCUAUAUUUUCUCCAUGAUAACUGUCCUUUAACCUUGGAUGGCACAAUUCUCUCAGCUCUUGGUAAUCAGUGUGCAUUUCUUAUAAAAUCAUUUGUCUUGAAUUUGAAUAUUAAACCUUUUUUGCAAAUGUUAAAAAUAUCUAAACAAUUAAAUAUGAAACAGGUAUUGUUGGCAUACAACACACAAUAUUGUAUGUUUAAAAGAAAAAUUCAAUAAUUUAAUGGCUUUUAUAAUGUGUUGAGAGUAAUGGUGCCAUAUGCUCCAAAAUUCUAUUAGUGAUAUAUGUAUAAUAAUAAGGUUUAUCAUUUUUUUAUGUAGGUAGCAAGAGAUGUAAGAUCUUGAUCAGUAUAAGCACUAAACUUAAAUGCCUUAAAUUUCCUGUGAAAACUAUUAUAUACCACAACUAGACUCACCCCGGAUGAACCAAAAUACACUGUAUGACAAGCAAUUGUCUGAGCUUAUCCCUUAAGCUGCAUUUAUACACAAACAUUAUACAUUUAAGGCUAUAAUGUGACUGGUAUCUGUGUGCUCUUUGAUUAUAAUAUGAACUCGAUUGAUUUUUAUUACUACUUUAAUCCAACUGGAACUCAUAUCUGCAGCAAAUAUAAAGAACAAUUACUGUAUACAGACGUUACUAAUUAUAACUACUGUAUGGUAAUUUAGGUAAUAUGGCAAACAAAAAAUUUGUAAGCUAAUGUUUUGUAUUAUGAACAAGACCUUCACUUUUACAUGCCCCUAAAAUGACCAGGGAUACAUUUUUAUGAAAUUUAUUCUUAUUAAAUGUUAAUUAUUGUAUAAUUAACUAUUUCGAGCUAUGGAUACCUCCUUAUGAAUGGCAGAUAAACUAGAAAAUUACAAAUUUAUCGUCAUACUUUCUCAUCUGGGGUUUUAAGGAGUUGGCAAAUGCACCUGCACUGCCAAAUAACUUUAGCUAAUAAUCAGCUAACAUGUUUUAAAAGUACGGUAUCUAGUUAAUUUCAAGAAUGCAGCCAUUCCUAAAAUAUGUCUUAUGCUGGAGACUAGCACCAUGGUGAGAACUUGAUCAAACUGAUGAAUGACAAUGUUAUGAUCUGUAGGUGGCAGAUUGAAUUGUAGUGAUGGCAGUUCAAAACCUAUAAAUUUAAAUCAUUAUCCAAGAGUACAAGUAGCAAAUGUUCAUAACAAACCCGAAAUGGAGAGAGACCUCUUGAUGGAAACUAGUGUUCUAACACACAUCAAGUGUCUGACGUACACUACUUGUCAGCACCACCUGUAGAAAGUGAAAUUGUUUUAGCAUUGGAAAAAUAUUUAUACAUGACAUGGAAGUCAUCUCAAUGCUACCACUGGGAAAAGCUCAUAUUCUUGAAUUCUAACAAUGAUGUUCAACUCUGAAUAUAUUGUAGAGAAAAUGUGACAACUACAAGUCAAGUGUCUGCUAAAUUUCAAUAAAUUUACAUUGUUCCAAUAAACUAAUAUGUUUAUGUUGAUAGUAAAUAUUAUUUUAAUUAAUGUAAGUUAUAGGGUAAUGAAACUUAAGUAAUGAUUAGUAAUUUUGAUAAAGCAUGAAUAAUGCUUUAGGAUGUAUUCUACACCAUAAAUGUUUAAUAAAACCAAAUGUAAAAUAAAAUUAUUAAUGUACAUCAGUUUCAGCGUACCUGUGAUUUUUUUUGUUUUGGUUGUCACCAUAAAUACUCAUGUAUGAAGUGAUGGAAGAGAGCGGAAUACUGCAAAAGCAUGGGUAGCAGGUUCAUGGCACUGCUCUGUAAGGCACAGUGUCUCUCCAGGAGGCAUUGGAAUUCACUGACUGGAUGUGGAUUAGCCACCUUAUAUUCCCACGGCUGGGAUCAACACAGCUAUCAGUUGUGCGCCAAUUCCUGAUGCACUGACCUCAUCACAUCAAUCUGAUCUGGUCUUGGAUGAUGAGAAAAACAGCUUCCAGAGAGGUCUUGACUUGUGAGCCUGUUUGCCCCCAUAUGAAACAUAAUAAGGUUGGACUCUGAGGCCAUGGAAUACCCCCUACCAAGGCAAUGAGGGUGCCAAGCCCAGGCUAGCACAAACAGGGUACCUUGUUUCUAAUGGCACUCAUUUUUAGCAAGGAAAGACCACUGAUGUGAACCAUUGACAAAAAUAUUUUGCACAUACCCCCAGCCCAGACACCUACUAUUGUACUGAAUAUCCAUCCACAAGUUUGUGAGGACCUUAUAUAUACACACACACAUACAUAUAGAGUAUACUGUAAUCAAUAAAAAGAACCUGGGAAAGCAUUGUUUGACCCAAAGCUAGGAAGCAGCUGAAAAGUGUGGGACACUGGUAAGCAGUUGUAGUCUUGUGCAUGACACUGGUUAGUGCUUACCUAUCAGUAAGAACUUAUGUCAUGUGCAAGACUAGUGUGAAGGAUAUGGUGAAUGCAUGAUCAUCUUAAUGAGUACAGCAUCAUUAGCUUUCUUUCCUUACUCUACAUUGCUAUUUUCCUCUAGGCUGUUGCCUCCUGACAACAUGAAAAUGCUUAAUGGGGCAAUGGUGAUACCUAUCAUGAGGCUUUCAUAGGCCACUUUGUUGCAGGUGCAUUACAAGACGCUAAGCUCACUGGCCGUCAAACCACCUACUGGUCUGAAAUGUGCAACCUUCUCUCAAGCAUAAACCAUCAUGAAUAUCCAGCUCUCACCUUACCUUCUGCCCCAAUCAACAUCGCCCGAACAUCACCUCACCUCACUUCAUCUUACGCGGUCAUCUAUACUGUAGGUUUAGCGAAUUUCUAUCCCCUUCCCUUCUGCAACCAAAGAUGUUGAGAAAACAAAAUUAAUCAUUUAGAAAAAGGCCAAAUAAAAUUGCAAAAUGGA